AGAUGUUGAACUUCCGAAGAGCUGCCAUUGCUUUUGUUGCUGCCUCUUCUAUCCAUCAGGUUGCUGAUGCUUUUUCUUCCUCUGGAUUCUCCCUCAGCCUCCGGUCUCCUCAAUCCUCUUCUGUCAGCAAGGCUGCUGCAGUGUCCCGCACCCAGGGGACCAGAUGCUUGAACGUGCGCAUGGGAUCGCUUGCUGAGAAGUACGGGCAUCUCCGUGGUGCUGAUAUUGAGCCAUGCGGAGCCGCUGUCGAGAGAUUCUACAAGCUGUUUGCUCGCCCUAUCCCAUUUGUGUUCAGAGCACCAACGAACGAAAUUCUCUAUUUGUCCCAUCUUGACCUUGUCAACGCUAUGUUUAGGUACGAUGUCAUUUGGGCUGCCGGUCUCUACUCCACCUUUGAUCUUUUCUUCUCUGCCCUCGAUGAGGACUUGCGUGCGAAUCUCUUCCAAGCUUUGAUGGGAGGGUUGAAGUUGGACCAGUCCAAGAUCAAGAGUGAUGCAGAUGCUGUCUUGCAGUGGGCACAGGGAAAGACUGAGGCUGAUGUUGUAAGCGCAAUCAAGGGGGAGGAUUCAAGCCCCGUCGGACAGGUCCUCGCUUCCUUGGGGAAGAAUGAGGACUUCCUCUACACGAGAAACUUCGGGGCUGGAUUGAUCAAGAUCAUGCAAGUGGUGGGAGUAGAGCCAAAUGCUGAAAACGCGAAGCGUUGGGCCGAGGUCUUGGGAUUUACCUCCAACACCUCCGCACUCUCUGGCCUGAGCGCUAGCAAGUUUGAAACGGAUGUUGGCUUGUUUUUGUCGUCUGUGGACAAAAUGCAGCAGGCAAUGCAGCUCUUUGCUGAAGUUGAGGCCCGUGAGAAGAAGAAGAUUGCAGAGAAGCUUGCAGAGAAGGCCGCCAGGGCUGCAGAAGAAGCAGCGAAGGAGAGCGCUUCAUCCUGAUAGUUUUCAAAUUGUUUUGAAUAAAUUCACAUCAGGAG
Molecule: messenger RNA, 970 nt
Organism: Guillardia theta CCMP2712
Lineage: Eukaryota; Cryptophyceae; Pyrenomonadales; Geminigeraceae
Exons: 15
Biological process (GO): photosystem II assembly; photosynthesis
Source: RefSeq, a predicted model, not a curated record